Messenger RNA from Fusarium vanettenii 77-13-4, 546 nucleotides. RefSeq lists its product as uncharacterized. The coding region runs from base 1 to 546 and encodes 181 amino acids. Lineage: Eukaryota; Fungi; Ascomycota; Sordariomycetes; Hypocreales; Nectriaceae. The record is from RefSeq and is a predicted model, not a curated record. The transcript has 2 exons.
AUGGCGGUAGUUACGGUGAUAAACUCGGAAGAGGACGCGGUAGAAGAAUCGGUGAUAGAUACAGUGGCAGGUGUUUUGACGGACUCAGUCGCAGACAGAGUAGUGGACUCGGUGGAAGAAACCUCAGUUCUGACAGUGCUGGACUCGGUCGAGGAUUCGGAAGCCUCUGUUUACGUCUCUGAGGCCGAGGUUUCAGUCGUCAAGGAAGAAAUAGUCGCACUCAAUGUCGCGGUCGAGCUCGAAACUGUCAAACUCUCGGUUGAGCUGGACUGGGGCCUGCACGGACUGGCAUUUGACCCCGACAGCAUCAAAACUGCCAUACAGGCAGUGACGAAUGCUUGGGAAACCAUAGGGAGCGUAAAAGAAUUUUUUCUGGUGUCGGGUACAUCAGACCUUAACAUUUUCCGUACCUGCAUAGCACUAACCAAGCCAACAAAACGUGGCUCACCCAGAAAUGACCUCAGGGGAACGAUUCAACCGGCCGAUUCAGCCACCGCUGUCACUAAAGAUGACUUCCCAGACAAAAACCAAAAUCACAGCGCAUGA